AUGAUUGCCGGCCCCGGGGAGGAUCGGCCGGGCUCUCCCAAGGGUGUCCGACGCCAGGUCAAGGCGUUGAGGUACACUCGAUACGCUGCGAGUAGAUUCGCGUCGUCAUGGAGGACUGUGAUAAUCCUGAUCAUGGCGCUCAUCGGGACCGCACGAGCAGGCACGCUGCUGGAGAAGCUCGUGUCCCGAUCUGGCAUGGUCGGUUUAGGCAACUAUAAGUACUAUAAGUUGCAUCUGCGCUGCACGGAGGCGGCGCAGGCGGUGACGUUCAGGCUCCAUGCACUGGACGGCAACCCUGAUCUGUACAUCUCGAAGACUUUGAGGAACCCGACCAGAAGUCAUGGGUAUCACUCGUGGAAGUCCGAGGAGACGGGGCUCAAGGAGGACGUCAUCGUGAUCGAACGUCCUGAGGCUGGAACGUACUACAUCGCGGUUUACGGCGCGGCCACCGCGACAUUCAAGGUGACCGCGUUCACCAAGAUGUGGACCGGCAAGCAUCCGUGCACAGGGUUCAGGAUAGAGGACAACGAUACAGAGGAGGAGAACACCGACGGAUCCUUCCUGCUGGAGAACAAGAUGACGGUCACGGGAGGGGUGAACUUUGAGUCCAAUAUGAACGUAUUGCAGGAUGUCACGCUGGGCGACAGCCAGACGGACACAAUAUCGAUCAAGGGUCAGGUUCAGCUCGGCACCGCGAGUCCCGGCGAGUACAUCAUCCACAAGGCAGAUACCGUAAACGUCACAGGUGGGACGCUCGUGUUGAGAGGAGCCAACACCAUGGGCGCAAAUGCCGGUAAUGUCACGCUCAUGGCUGGUCUCGGCACGCAGGGGCGAGGAGGAAGCAUGAACCUCUUUGCCGGUGCCGCAAACUAUGCCGACGCCGGGGACCUGACCAUCGGGACUGGCCGCGCGCUGGAGGGCCGCGCAGGUAAUCUGACCAUCUUCGUGAGCCGUGGCGACGUGGGCGUGGGCGGAAACGUGACCGUGAAAGCGGGUUUAACCUCCGAUGAGGAUAUGCCCGGAGGAAGCGUCAACAUCGCCGCAGGCAUUGGUGCAAACAGCACUGGCGGAAGGGGUGGUGUGAUUAAGAUUGACGGCGGAUUGGCCCAAGGGAACAAAAGUUGCGACUUAACAGACUACGUUUGCUCCGGAAUCGCAGUCAACGUGGCGGUAUACGAGGCCGUCCUCCACGGCUGCACGAGUGACUUUUCUACGAUGACGAGUGUCGAAAAUGUCACCUACCUGUGCGGCACCAUGCAAGUCAGCUCUGAGCAAUAUUUUGCAGUUCUCGGCGGGUGCACCCAGAAAUGCUUGGGUGGCGCUGUCGAGGUGAGCGGCGGUCUGUCGUCGGGCGGCGUGGGCGGCGCGGUGGUCGUGACGGGCGGUGCGACGAGCAGCACCGACCCGUACGCUCGCGGCGGUAACGUGGAGGUCCGUGGUGGCACAGCUGCACUUGGCAGCGGUGGCGCAGUUUUGUUGUCAAGCGGCCGCAGCGCGCAGCGCUCAAGUGGUGAGGUGCUGGUGCGUACGGAGACGAGCGGCAACGACGGCGUGAGCGGCGAGAUCAGCGUCGAGACCGGUGCGUCCGCGGUCGGAGACAGCGGCGGGAUCACGCUGGCCACGGGGUCGGCGAUGACCGGCGCUGGCGGGGACGUGAACCUGCUGGUGGGAUCUGGCGACACCGAGAACGGCGGAGCUGUGGUGAUAAAAGCUGGCGAGAGCCACGCCGACUCGAAGAAGGGCGGCGGUGUGUUCAUCACAUCUGGCGCCGGCACGAGCGCCCAGGAAGGCUCUGGCGGCGAGCUCGUCAUGAUGGCGGGCAACGCUGAGGGCAGCUUGGCUGGCGACGGAGGCCGAGUUGAAAUCAGAGGUGGCAAGGCCGUUGGUGGCAGGGGUGGCGACGUGGCGGUGUCUGGUGGCAACAGCUACUCGGGCGACGGCGGCGCGCUGAUCCUGCAGGGCGGCUCGUCCGAAACCGGCACCGGCGGCGACGUGAUCCUCGACGCGGGCGAGAGCGGCACCCACGAGGAGUCCAAGGAGGGCAUGAUUCGCAUUGCUCCCACAAGUGCAUCCUACGUCAGGAUUGGCCGCAGCGGAUCCAAGACUGUGCGCACAGAUGUUUUUGGUGAUCUGACUGUGCACGGCAGCUUCGUGUCGACAAACAGCAUGGUGUUCCAGGACACGUACGCAGAGCGCGUGCACGUGAGCCAAGAGCAGGACCUGGUCAUCCAGGAAGAGACGCGUGUGCCAAAGAUCACGGGUCUGGACUCCGAAGAUGUGUCUGCUACCCCCACGAGCACGCUGACUCUUGACGCGGGCCAGGGCGGCAGUGACCAGUGGAUUGAGAUCGGUCCUUGGGAGGCUGAGUACAUCACCAUCGGUGGCAAGAACAACAAUGCCUCCCACGGUGCCCGCGACCAGUCUGCGCUGCUCCUGAGACAGGGCUACGACGAGGCUGACAAGCGCCUGCAGAUGAACCGCACAGGAGCAAUCCUGAUGCAGGCUGCGGCGUCCAUGCCAAUUCUGAUCCACACCAACCCGACGCGCGGUACCAAUAACACCGGCGGCGACAUCAACAUGCUGGUCGGGUCCGGCGACACCGGGCACGGCGGCAACAUGACGCUGACGUCCGGCGACACCGUGGACGCUCGCCACAGAGGAGGCUUCCUGACACUCACGGCUGGUGGAAACAACAACACCGUGGGUGGCCGGGGCGGAGUGGUGAAGGUGACCGGUGGUUUUGCUGGUGGCACGACCGACUGCGAUCUGGACUACUACGAGUGCGGCGGCCUGAACAUCACUGCGGCGAUGCACGAGGCUGUGCUGCACAGCUGCUCGACUAUCAAUGCUACGCAUUUCCUGUGCAACUCGACUUUUGUUUCUUCUGACCAGCGCACUGCUGUGCUUGGAGGGUGCACCCAGAAAUGCUUGGGUGGCGCUGUCGAGGUGAGCGGCGGUCUGUCGUCGGGCGGCGUGGGCGGCGCGGUGGUCGUGACGGGCGGUGCGACGAGCAGCACCGACUCGCAAGGCCGCGGCGGUAAUGUGGAAAUCCGCGGCGGAUCGUCAAGCGCUGGGGAGGGUGGCUCUCUGCUGUUGACCGGCGGAUUUUCGGAUCUCAGUACUGGCGGUGAUGUGAUUGUUGAUGCGGGUUUCAGUGGCACGUCGAAUACUACGAAGGAAGGUCUAAUUCGCGUCGCACCGACCAGGGCGACGAUUGUUACCGUUGGCAGCUUUGAGAACAUCGUCCCUACGGAGUUCUAUGGCGACGUCACGGUAUACGGCAGACUUGCUUCAACCCCACCAGGUGGAGGAGACCUUACGUUGACAGCCGGUAACAACGAUGAUACCGUCAAUGGUAAGGGAGGAUCCGCUAAGAUAGCUGGCGGUUAUAGCAUGGCAACUCUUGACUGUGACCUGACGAUCUACGACUGUGACGGCCUGAACAUCACUGUGGCGAUGUAUGAGGCUGUGCUGCACGGCUGCACGGCCGACGCUGGCACCGCGGCUUCUUCGGCAUUCCUUUGCGGCACCAUGGAGGUGACCGCAGCUCAGCGCACUGCUGUGCUUGGAGGGUGCACUCAGAAAUGCUUGGGUGGCGCUGUCGAGUUGAGCGGCGGUGCGGCACAGGGCGGCGUGGGCGGCGCGGUGGUCGUGACGGGCGGUGCGACGAACAGCACUAACCCGUACGCUCGCGGCGGUCAUGUUGAGGUCCGUGGUGGCACAGCUGCACUUGGCAGCGGUGGCGCAGUUUUGUUGUCGAGCGGCCGCAGCGCGCAGCGCUCAAGUGGUGAGGUGCUGGUGCGUACGGAGACGAGCGGCAACGACGGCGUGAGCGGCGAGAUCAGCGUCGAGACCGGUGCGUCCGCGGUCGGAGACAGCGGCGGGAUCACGCUGGCCACGGGGUCGGCGAUGACCGGCGCUGGCGGGGACGUGAACCUGCUGGUGGGAUCUGGCGACACCGAGAACGGCGGAGCUGUGGUGAUAAAAGCUGGCGAGAGCCACGCCGACUCGAAGAAGGGCGGCGGUGUGUUCAUCACAUCUGGCGCCGGCACGAGCGCCCAGGAAGGCUCUGGCGGCGAGCUCGUCAUGAUGGCGGGCAACGCUGAGGGCAGCUUGGCUGGCGACGGAGGCCGAGUUGAAAUCAGAGGUGGCAAGGCCGUUGGUGGCAGGGGUGGCGACGUGGCGGUGUCUGGUGGCAACAGCUACUCGGGCGACGGCGGCGCGCUGAUCCUGCAGGGCGGCUCGUCCGAAACCGGCACCGGCGGCGACGUGAUCCUCGACGCGGGCGAGAGCGGCACCCACGAGGAGUCCAAGGAGGGCAUGAUUCGCAUUGCUCCCACAAGUGCAUCCUACGUCAGGAUUGGCCGCAGCGGAUCCAAGACUGUGCGCACAGAUGUUUUUGGUGAUCUGACUGUGCACGGCAGCUUCGUGUCGACAAACAGCAUGGUGUUCCAGGACACGUACGCAGAGCGCGUGCACGUGAGCCAAGAGCAGGACCUGGUCAUCCAGGAAGAGACGCGUGUGCCAAAGAUCACGGGUCUGGACUCCGAAGAUGUGUCUGCUACCCCCACGAGCACGCUGACUCUUGACGCGGGCCAGGGCGGCAGUGACCAGUGGAUUGAGAUCGGUCCUUGGGAGGCUGAGUACAUCACCAUCGGUGGCAAGAACAACAAUGCCUCCCACGGUGCCCGCGACCAGUCUGCGCUGCUCCUGAGACAGGGCUACGACGAGGCUGACAAGCGCCUGCAGAUGAACCGCACAGGAGCAAUCCUGAUGCAGGCUGCGGCGUCCAUGCCAAUUCUGAUCCACACCAACCCGACGCGCGGUACCAAUAACACCGGCGGCGACAUCAACAUGCUGGUCGGGUCCGGCGACACCGGGCACGGCGGCAACAUGACGCUGACGUCCGGCGACACCGUGGACGCUCGCCACAGAGGAGGCUUCCUGACACUCACGGCUGGUGGAAACAACAACACCGUGGGUGGCCGGGGCGGAGUGGUGAAGGUGACCGGCGGUUUUGCUGGUGGCACGACCGACUGCGAUCUGGACUACUACGAGUGCGGCGGCCUGAACAUCACUGUGGCGAUGUACGAGGCUGUGCUGCACGGCUGCACGGCCGACGCUGGCACCGCGGCUUCUUCGGCAUUCCUUUGCGGCACCAUGGAGGUGACCGCAGCUCAGCGCACUGCUGUGCUUGGAGGGUGCACCCAGAAAUGCUUGGGUGGCGCUGUCGAGGUGAGCGGCGGUCUGUCGUCGGGCGGCGUUGGCGGCGCGGUGGUCGUGACGGGCGGUGCGACGAGCAGCACCGACCCGUACGCUCGCGGCGGUAACGUGGAGGUCCGUGGUGGCACAGCUGCACUUGGCAGCGGUGGCGCAGUUUUGUUGUCGAGCGGCCGCAGCGCGCAGCGCUCAAGUGGUGAGGUGCUGGUGCGUACGGAGACGAGCGGCAACGACGGCGUGAGCGGCGAGAUCAGCGUCGAGACCGGUGCAUCCGCGGUCGGAGACAGCGGCGGGAUCACGCUGGCCACGGGGUCGGCGAUGACCGGCGCUGGCGGGGACGUGAACCUGCUGGUGGGAUGUGGCGACACCGAGAACGGCGGAGCUGUGGUGAUAAAAGCUGGCGAGAGCCACGCCGACUCGAAGAAGGGCGGCGGUGUGUUCAUCACAUCUGGCGCCGGCACGAGCGCCCAGGAAGGCUCUGGCGGCGAGCUCGUCAUGAUGGCGGGCAACGCUGAGGGCAGCUCGGCUGGCGACGGAGGCCGAGUUGAAAUCAGAGGUGGCAAGGCCGUUGGUGGCAGGGGUGGCGACGUGGCGGUGUCUGGUGGCAACAGCUACUCGGGCGACGGCGGCGCGCUGAUCCUGCAGGGCGGCUCGUCCGAAACCGGCACCGGCGGCGACGUGAUCCUCGACGCGGGCGAGAGCGGCACCCACGAGGAGUCCAAGGAGGGCAUGAUUCGCAUUGCUCCCACAAGUGCAUCCUACGUCAGGAUUGGCCGCAGCGGAUCCAAGACUGUGCGCACAGAUGUUUUUGGUGAUCUGACUGUGCACGGCAGCUUCGUGUCGACAAACAGCAUGGUGUUCCAGGACACGUACGCAGAGCGCGUGCACGUGAGCCAAGAGCAGGACCUGGUCAUCCAGGAAGAGACGCGUGUGCCAAAGAUCACGGGUCUGGACUCCGAAGAUGUGUCUGCUACCCCCACGAGCACGCUGACUCUUGACGCGGGCCAGGGCGGCAGUGACCAGUGGAUUGAGAUCGGUCCUUGGGAGGCUGAGUACAUCACCAUCGGUGGCAAGAACAACAAUGCCUCCCACGGUGCCCGCGACCAGUCUGCGCUGCUCCUGAGACAGGGCUACGAUGAGGCUGACAAGCGCCUGCAGAUGAACCGCACAGGAGCAAUCCUGAUGCAGGCUGCGGCGUCCAUGCCAAUUCUGAUCCACACCAACCCGACGCGCGGUACCAAUAACACCGGCGGCGACAUCAACAUGCUGGUCGGGUCCGGCGACACCGGGCACGGCGGCAACAUGACGCUGACGUCCGGCGACACCGUGGACGCUCGCCACAGAGGAGGCUUCCUGACACUCACGGCUGGUGGAAACAACAACACCGUGGGUGGCCGGGGCGGAGUGGUGAAGGUGACCGGCGGUUUUGCUGGUGGCACGACCGACUGCGAUCUGGACUACUACGAGUGCGGCGGCCUGAACGUCACUGUGGCGAUGUACGAGGCUGUGCUGCACGGCUGCACGACUAAGAACUCCACGCAUUUCCUGUGCAGCUCGCUCGAUGUAUCUUCUGACCAGCGCACUGCUGUGCUUGGAGGUUGCACCCAGAAAUGCUUGGGUGGCGCUGUCGAGGUGAGCGGCGGUCUGUCGUCGGGCGGCGUUGGCGGCGCGGUGGUCGUGACGGGCGGUGCGACGAGCAGCACUGACUCGCAAGGCCGCGGCGGUAAUGUGGAGAUCCGCGGCGGAUCGUCAAGCGCUGGGGAGGGUGGCUCUCUGCUGUUGACCGGCGGAUUUUCGGAUCUCAGUACUGGCGGUGAUGUGAUUGUUGAUGCGGGUUUCAGUGGCACGGCAAAUACUUCAAUGGAGGGUCUAAUUCGCGUCGCACCGACGCGGGCUACGAUCGUCACCAUCGGCAGCACUGAGCACAUCGUCCCUACAGAGUUCUUCGGCGACGUCACGGUAUACGGCAGACUGACUUCAACCCCACCAGCUGGAGGCGAUCUGACGUUGACAGCUGGUGACAACGAUGACACCGUCAAUGGUAAAGGAGGAUCCGCUAAGAUAGCUGGCGGUUAUAGCAUGGCCACUUCUGACUGUGACCUGACGAUCUACGACUGCGGCGGCCUGAACAUCACUGUGGCGAUGUACGAGGCUGUGCUGCACGGCUGCACGGCCGACGCUGGCACCGCGGCUUCUUCGGCAUUCCUUUGCGGCACCAUGGAGGUGACCGCAGCUCAGCGCACUGCUGUGCUUGGAGGGUGCACUCAGAAAUGCUUGGGUGGCGCUGUCGAGUUGAGCGGCGGUGCGGCACAGGGCGGCGUUGGCGGCGCGGUGGUCGUGACGGGCGGUGCGACGAACAGCACUAACCCGUACGCUCGCGGCGGUCAUGUUGAGGUCCGUGGUGGCACAGCUGCACUUGGCAGCGGUGGCGCAGUUUUGUUGUCGAGCGGCCGCAGCGCGCAGCGCUCAAGUGGUGAGGUGCUGGUGCGUACGGAGACGAGCGGCAACGACGGCGUGAGCGGCGAGAUCAGCGUCGAGACCGGUGCAUCCGCGGUCGGAGACAGCGGCGGGAUCACGCUGGCCACGGGGUCGGCGAUGACCGGCGCUGGCGGGGACGUGAACCUGCUGGUGGGAUCUGGCGACACCGAGAACGGCGGAGCUGUGGUGAUAAAAGCUGGCGAGAGCCACGCCGACUCGAAGAAGGGCGGCGGUGUGUUCAUCACAUCUGGCGCCGGCACGAGCGCCCAGGAAGGCUCUGGCGGCGAGCUCGUCAUGAUGGCGGGCAACGCUGAGGGCAGCUUGGCUGGCGACGGAGGCCGAGUUGAAAUCAGAGGUGGCAAGGCCGUUGGUGGCAGGGGUGGCGACGUGGCGGUGUCUGGUGGCAACAGCUACUCGGGCGACGGCGGCGCGCUGAUCCUGCAGGGCGGCUCGUCCGAAACCGGCACCGGCGGCGACGUGAUCCUCGACGCGGGCGAGAGCGGCACCCACGAGGAGUCCAAGGAGGGCAUGAUUCGCAUUGCUCCCACAAGUGCAUCCUACGUCAGGAUUGGCCGCAGCGGAUCCAAGACUGUGCGCACAGAUGUUUUUGGUGAUCUGACUGUGCACGGCAGCUUCGUGUCGACAAACAGCAUGGUGUUCCAGGACACGUACGCAGAGCGCGUGCACGUGAGCCAAGAGCAGGACCUGGUCAUCCAGGAAGAGACGCGUGUGCCAAAGAUCACGGGUCUGGACUCCGAAGAUGCGUCUGCUACCCCCACGAGCACGCUGACUCUUGACGCGGGCCAGGGCGGCAGUGACCAGUGGAUUGAGAUCGGUCCUUGGGAGGCUGAGUACAUCACCAUCGGUGGCAAGAACAACAAUGCCUCCCACGGUGCCCGCGACCAGUCUGCGCUGCUCCUGAGACAGGGCUACGAUGAGGCUGACAAGCGCCUGCAGAUGAACCGCACAGGAGCAAUCCUGAUGCAGGCUGCGGCGUCCAUGCCAAUUCUGAUCCACACCAACCCGACGCGCGGUACCAAUAACACCGGCGGCGACAUCAACAUGCUGGUCGGGUCCGGCGACACCGGGCACGGCGGCAACAUGACGCUGACGUCCGGCGACACCGUGGACGCUCGCCACAGAGGAGGCUUCCUGACACUCACGGCUGGUGGAAACAACAACACCGUGGGUGGCCAGGGCGGAGUGGUGAAGGUGACCGGCGGUUUUGCUGGUGGCACGACCGACUGCGAUCUGGACUACUACGAGUGCGGCGGCCUGAACAUCACCGUGGCGAUGUACGAGGCUGUGCUGCACGGCUGCACGGCCGACGCUGGCACCGCGGCUUCUUCGGCAUUCCUUUGCGGCACCAUGGAGGUGACCGCAGCUCAGCGCACUGCUGUGCUUGGAGGGUGCACCCAGAAAUGCUUGGGUGGCGCUGUCGAGGUGAGCGGCGGUCUGUCGUCGGGCGGCGUGGGCGGCGCGGUGGUCGUGACGGGCGGUGCGACGAGCAGCACCGACCCGUACGCUCGCGGCGGUAACGUGGAGGUCCGUGGUGGCACAGCUGCACUUGGCAGCGGUGGCGCAGUUUUGUUGUCGAGCGGCCGCAGCGCGCAGCGCUCAAGUGGUGAGGUGCUGGUGCGUACGGAGACGAGCGGCAACGACGGCGUGAGCGGCGAGAUCAGCGUCGAGACCGGUGCAUCCGCGGUCGGAGACAGCGGCGGGAUCACGCUGGCCACGGGGUCGGCGAUGACCGGCGCUGGCGGGGACGUGAACCUGCUGGUGGGAUCUGGCGACACCGAGAACGGCGGAGCUGUGGUGAUAAAAGCUGGCGAGAGCCACGCCGACUCGAAGAAGGGCGGCGGUGUGUUCAUCACAUCUGGCGCCGGCACGAGCGCCCAGGAAGGCUCUGGCGGCGAGCUCGUCAUGAUGGCGGGCAACGCUGAGGGCAGCUUGGCUGGCGACGGAGGCCGAGUUGAAAUCAGAGGUGGCAAGGCCGUUGGUGGCAGGGGUGGCGACGUGGCGGUGUCUGGUGGCAACAGCUACUCGGGCGACGGCGGCGCGCUGAUCCUGCAGGGCGGCUCGUCCGAAACCGGCACCGGCGGCGACGUGAUCCUCGACGCGGGCGAGAGCGGCACCCACGAGGAGUCCAAGGAGGGCAUGAUUCGCAUUGCUCCCACAAGUGCAUCCUACGUCAGGAUUGGCCGCAGCGGAUCCAAGACUGUGCGCACAGAUGUUUUUGGUGAUCUGACUGUGCACGGCAGCUUCGUGUCGACAAACAGCAUGGUGUUCCAGGACACGUACGCAGAGCGCGUGCACGUGAGCCAAGAGCAGGACCUGGUCAUCCAGGAAGAGACGCGUGUGCCAAAGAUCACGGGUCUGGACUCCGAAGAUGUGUCUGCUACCCCCACGAGCACGCUGACUCUUGACGCGGGCCAGGGCGGCAGUGACCAGUGGAUUGAGAUCGGUCCUUGGGAGGCUGAGUACAUCACCAUCGGUGGCAAGAACAACAAUGCCUCCCACGGUGCCCGCGACCAGUCUGCGCUGCUCCUGAGACAGGGCUACGACGAGGCUGACAAGCGCCUGCAGAUGAACCGCACAGGAGCAAUCCUGAUGCAGGCUGCGGCGUCCAUGCCAAUUCUGAUCCACACCAACCCGACGCGCGGUACCAAUAACACCGGCGGCGACAUCAACAUGCUGGUCGGGUCCGGCGACACCGGGCACGGCGGCAACAUGACGCUGACGUCCGGCGACACCGUGGACGCUCGCCACAGAGGAGGCUUCCUGACACUCACGGCUGGUGGAAACAACAACACCGUGGGUGGCCGGGGCGGAGUGGUGAAGGUGACCGGCGGUUUUGCUGGUGGCACGACCGACUGCGAUCUGGACUACUACGAGUGCGGCGGCCUGAACAUCACUGUGGCGAUGUACGAGGCUGUGCUGCACGGCUGCACGGCCGACGCUGGCACCGCGGCUUCUUCGGCAUUCCUUUGCGGCACCAUGGAGGUGACCGCAGCUCAGCGCACUGCUGUGCUUGGAGGGUGCACCCAGAAAUGCUUGGGUGGCGCUGUCGAGGUGAGCGGCGGUCUGUCGUCGGGCGGCGUUGGCGGCGCGGUGGUCGUGACGGGCGGUGCGACGAGCAGCACCGACCCGUACGCUCGCGGCGGUAACGUGGAGGUCCGUGGUGGCACAGCUGCACUUGGCAGCGGUGGCGCAGUUUUGUUGUCGAGCGGCCGCAGCGCGCAGCGCUCAAGUGGUGAGGUGCUGGUGCGUACGGAGACGAGCGGCAACGACGGCGUGAGCGGCGAGAUCAGCGUCGAGACCGGUGCGUCCGCGGUCGGAGACAGCGGCGGGAUCACGCUGGCCACGGGGUCGGCGAUGACCGGCGCUGGCGGGGACGUGAACCUGCUGGUGGGAUCUGGCGACACCGAGAACGGCGGAGCUGUGGUGAUAAAAGCUGGCGAGAGCCACGCCGACUCGAAGAAGGGCGGCGGUGUGUUCAUCACAUCUGGCGCCGGCACGAGCGCCCAGGAAGGCUCUGGCGGCGAGCUCGUCAUGAUGGCGGGCAACGCUGAGGGCAGCUUGGCUGGCGACGGAGGCCGAGUUGAAAUCAGAGGUGGCAAGGCCGUUGGUGGCAGGGGUGGCGACGUGGCGGUGUCUGGUGGCAACAGCUACUCGGGCGACGGCGGCGCGCUGAUCCUGCAGGGCGGCUCGUCCGAAACCGGCACCGGCGGCGACGUGAUCCUCGACGCGGGCGAGAGCGGCACCCACGAGGAGUCCAAGGAGGGCAUGAUUCGCAUUGCUCCCACAAGUGCAUCCUACGUCAGGAUUGGCCGCAGCGGAUCCAAGACUGUGCGCACAGAUGUUUUUGGUGAUCUGACUGUGCACGGCAGCUUCGUGUCGACAAACAGCAUGGUGUUCCAGGACACGUACGCAGAGCGCGUGCACGUGAGCCAAGAGCAGGACCUGGUCAUCCAGGAAGAGACGCGUGUGCCAAAGAUCACGGGUCUGGACUCCGAAGAUGUGUCUGCUACCCCCACGAGCACGCUGACUCUUGACGCGGGCCAGGGCGGCAGUGACCAGUGGAUUGAGAUCGGUCCUUGGGAGGCUGAGUACAUCACCAUCGGUGGCAAGAACAACAAUGCCUCCCACGGUGCCCGCGACCAGUCUGCGCUGCUCCUGAGACAGGGCUACGAUGAGGCUGACAAGCGCCUGCAGAUGAACCGCACAGGAGCAAUCCUGAUGCAGGCUGCGGCGUCCAUGCCAAUUCUGAUCCACACCAACCCGACGCGCGGUACCAAUAACACCGGCGGCGACAUCAACAUGCUGGUCGGGUCCGGCGACACCGGGCACGGCGGCAACAUGACGCUGACGUCCGGCGACACCGUGGACGCUCGCCACAGAGGAGGCUUCCUGACACUCACGGCUGGUGGAAACAACAACACCGUGGGUGGCCGGGGCGGAGUGGUGAAGGUGACCGGUGGUUUUGCUGGUGGCACGACCGACUGCGAUCUGGACUACUACGAGUGCGGCGGCCUGAACAUCACUGUGGCGAUGUACGAGGCUGUGCUGCACGGCUGCACGGCCGACGCUGGCACCGCGGCUUCUUCGGCAUUCCUUUGCGGCACCAUGGAGGUGACCGCAGCUCAGCGCACUGCUGUGCUUGGAGGGUGCACCCAGAAAUGCUUGGGUGGCGCUGUCGAGGUGAGCGGCGGUCUGUCGUCGGGCGGCGUGGGCGGCGCGGUGGUCGUGACGGGCGGUGCGACGAGCAGCACCGACCCGUACGCUCGCGGCGGUAACGUGGAGGUCCGUGGUGGCACAGCUGCACUUGGCAGCGGUGGCGCAGUUUUGUUGUCGAGCGGCCGCAGCGCGCAGCGCUCAAGUGGUGAGGUGCUGGUGCGUACGGAGACGAGCGGCAACGACGGCGUGAGCGGCGAGAUCAGCGUCGAGACCGGUGCAUCCGCGGUCGGAGACAGCGGCGGGAUCACGCUGGCCACGGGGUCGGCGAUGACCGGCGCUGGCGGGGACGUGAACCUGCUGGUGGGAUCUGGCGACACCGAGAACGGCGGAGCUGUGGUGAUAAAAGCUGGCGAGAGCCACGCCGACUCGAAGAAGGGCGGCGGUGUGUUCAUCACAUCUGGCGCCGGCACGAGCGCCCAGGAAGGCUCUGGCGGCGAGCUCGUCAUGAUGGCGGGCAACGCUGAGGGCAGCUUGGCUGGCGACGGAGGCCGAGUUGAAAUCAGAGGUGGCAAGGCCGUUGGUGGCAGGGGUGGCGACGUGGCGGUGUCUGGUGGCAACAGCUACUCGGGCGACGGCGGCGCGCUGAUCCUGCAGGGCGGCUCGUCCGAAACCGGCACCGGCGGCGACGUGAUCCUCGACGCGGGCGAGAGCGGCACCCACGAGGAGUCCAAGGAGGGCAUGAUUCGCAUUGCUCCCACAAGUGCAUCCUACGUCAGGAUUGGCCGCAGCGGAUCCAAGACUGUGCGCACAGAUGUUUUUGGUGAUCUGACUGUGCACGGCAGCUUCGUGUCGACAAACAGCAUGGUGUUCCAGGACACGUACGCAGAGCGCGUGCACGUGAGCCAAGAGCAGGACCUGGUCAUCCAGGAAGAGACGCGUGUGCCAAAGAUCACGGGUCUGGACUCCGAAGAUGUGUCUGCUACCCCCACGAGCACGCUGACUCUUGACGCGGGCCAGGGCGGCAGUGACCAGUGGAUUGAGAUCGGUCCUUGGGAGGCUGAGUACAUCACCAUCGGUGGCAAGAACAACAAUGCCUCCCACGGUGCCCGCGACCAGUCUGCGCUGCUCCUGAGACAGGGCUACGACGAGGCUGACAAGCGCCUGCAGAUGAACCGCACAGGAGCAAUCCUGAUGCAGGCUGCGGCGUCCAUGCCAAUUCUGAUCCACACCAACCCGACGCGCGGUACCAAUAACACCGGCGGCGACAUCAACAUGCUGGUCGGGUCCGGCGACACCGGGCACGGCGGCAACAUGACGCUGACGUCCGGCGACACCGUGGACGCUCGCCACAGAGGAGGCUUCCUGACACUCACGGCUGGUGGAAACAACAACACCGUGGGUGGCCGGGGCGGAGUGGUGAAGGUGACCGGCGGUUUUGCUGGUGGCACGACCGACUGCGAUCUGGACUACUACGAGUGCGGUGGCCUGAACAUCACUGUGGCGAUGUACGAGGCUGUGCUGCACGGCUGCACGGCCGACGCUGGCACCGCGGCUUCUUCGGCAUUCCUUUGCGGCACCAUGGAGGUGACCGCAGCUCAGCGCACUGCUGUGCUUGGAGGGUGCACCCAGAAAUGCUUGGGUGGCGCUGUCGAGGUGAGCGGCGGUGCGGCACAGGGCGGUGUGGGCGGCGCGGUGGUCGUGACGGGCGGUGCGACGAGCAGCACCGACCCGUACGCUCGCGGCGGUAACGUGGAGGUCCGUGGUGGCACAGCUGCACUUGGCAGCGGUGGCGCAGUUUUGUUGUCGAGCGGCCGCAGCGCGCAGCGCUCAAGUGGUGAGGUGCUGGUGCGUACGGAGACGAGCGGCAACGACGGCGUGAGCGGCGAGAUCAGCGUCGAGACCGGUGCAUCCGCGGUCGGAGACAGCGGCGGGAUCACGCUGGCCACGGGGUCGGCGAUGACCGGCGCUGGCGGGGACGUGAACCUGCUGGUGGGAUCUGGCGACACCGAGAACGGCGGAGCUGUGGUGAUAAAAGCUGGCGAGAGCCACGCCGACUCGAAGAAGGGCGGCGGUGUGUUCAUCACAUCUGGCGCCGGCACGAGCGCCCAGGAAGGCUCUGGCGGCGAGCUCGUCAUGAUGGCGGGCAACGCUGAGGGCAGCUCGGCUGGCGACGGAGGCCGAGUUGAAAUCAGAGGUGGCAAGGCCGUUGGUGGCAGGGGUGGCGACGUGGCGGUGUCUGGUGGCAACAGCUACUCGGGCGACGGCGGCGCGCUGAUCCUGCAGGGCGGCUCGUCCGAAACCGGCACCGGCGGCGACUUGAUCCUCGACGCGGGCGAGAGCGGCACCCACGAGGAGUCCAAGGAGGGCAUGAUUCGCAUUGCUCCCACAAGUGCAUCCUACGUCAGGAUUGGCCGCAGCGGAUCCAAGACUGUGCGCACAGAUGUUUUUGGUGAUCUGACUGUGCACGGCAGCUUCGUGUCGACAAACAGCAUGGUGUUCCAGGACACGUACGCAGAGCGCGUGCACGUGAGCCAAGAGCAGGACCUGGUCAUCCAGGAAGAGACGCGUGUGCCAAAGAUCACGGGUCUGGACUCCGAAGAUGCGUCUGCUACCCCCACGAGCACGCUGACUCUUGACGCGGGCCAGGGCGGCAGUGACCAGUGGAUUGAGAUCGGUCCUUGGGAGGCUGAGUACAUCACCAUCGGUGGCAAGAACAACAAUGCCUCCCACGGUGCCCGCGACCAGUCUGCGCUGCUCCUGAGACAGGGCUACGACGAGGCUGACAAGCGCCUGCAGAUGAACCGCACAGGAGCAAUCCUGAUGCAGGCUGCGGCGUCCAUGCCAAUUCUGAUCCACACCAACCCGACGCGCGGUACCAAUAACACCGGCGGCGACAUCAACAUGCUGGUCGGGUCCGGCGACACCGGGCACGGCGGCAACAUGACGCUGACGUCCGGCGACACCGUGGACGCUCGCCACAGAGGAGGCUUCCUGACACUCAUGGCUGGUGGAAACAACAAUACCGUGGGUGGCCGGGGCGGAGUGGUGAAGGUGACCGGCGGUUUUGCUGGUGGCACGACCGACUGCGAUCUGGACUACUACGAGUGCGGCGGCCUGAACGUCACUGUGGCGAUGUACGAGGCUGUGCUGCACGGCUGCACGGCCGACGCUGGCACCGCGGCUUCUUCGGCAUUCCUUUGCGGCACCAUGGAGGUGACCACAGCUCAGCGCACUGCUGUGCUUGGAGGUUGCACUCAGAAAUGCUUGGGUGGCGCUGUCGAGGUGAGCGGCGGUGCGGCACAGGGCGGUGUGGGCGGCGCGGUGGUCGUGACGGGCGGUGCGACGAGCAGCACCGACCCGUACGCUCGCGGCGGUAACGUGGAGGUCCGUGGUGGCACAGCUGCACUUGGCAGCGGUGGCGCAGUUUUGUUGUCGAGCGGCCGCAGCGCGCAGCGCUCAAGUGGUGAGGUGCUGGUGCGUACGGAGACGAGCGGCAACGACGGCGUGAGCGGCGAGAUCAGCGUCGAGACCGGUGCAUCCGCGGUCGGAGACAGCGGCGGGAUCACGCUGGCCACGGGGUCGGCGAUGACCGGCGCUGGCGGGGACGUGAACCUGCUGGUGGGAUCUGGCGACACCGAGAACGGCGGAGCUGUGGUGAUAAAAGCUGGCGAGAGCCACGCCGACUCGAAGAAGGGCGGCGGUGUGUUCAUCACAUCUGGCGCCGGCACGAGCGCCCAGGAAGGCUCUGGCGGCGAGCUCGUCAUGAUGGCGGGCAACGCUGAGGGCAGCUCGGCUGGCGACGGAGGCCGAGUUGAAAUCAGAGGUGGCAAGGCCGUUGGUGGCAGGGGUGGCGACGUGGCGGUGUCUGGUGGCAACAGCUACUCGGGCGACGGCGGCGCGCUGAUCCUGCAGGGCGGCUCGUCCGAAACCGGCACCGGCGGCGACUUGAUCCUCGACGCGGGCGAGAGCGGCACCCACGAGGAGUCCAAGGAGGGCAUGAUUCGCAUUGCUCCCACAAGUGCAUCCUACGUCAGGAUUGGCCGCAGCGGAUCCAAGACUGUGCGCACAGAUGUUUUUGGUGAUCUGACUGUGCACGGCAGCUUCGUGUCGACAAACAGCAUGGUGUUCCAGGACACGUACGCAGAGCGCGUGCACGUGAGCCAAGAGCAGGACCUGGUCAUCCAGGAAGAGACGCGUGUGCCAAAGAUCACGGGUCUGGACUCCGAAGAUGCGUCUGCUACCCCCACGAGCACGCUGACUCUUGACGCGGGCCAGGGCGGCAGUGACCAGUGGAUUGAGAUCGGUCCUUGGGAGGCUGAGUACAUCACCAUCGGUGGCAAGAACAACAAUGCCUCCCACGGUGCCCGCGACCAGUCUGCGCUGCUCCUGAGACAGGGCUACGACGAGGCUGACAAGCGCCUGCAGAUGAACCGCACAGGAGCAAUCCUGAUGCAGGCUGCGGCGUCCAUGCCAAUUCUGAUCCACACCAACCCGACGCGCGGUACCAAUAACACCGGCGGCGACAUCAACAUGCUGGUCGGGUCUGGCGACACCGGGCACGGCGGCAACAUGACGCUGACGUCCGGCGACACCGUGGACGCUCGCCACAGAGGAGGCUUCCUGACACUCAUGGCUGGUGGAAACAACAAUACCGUGGGUGGCCGGGGCGGAGUGGUGAAGGUGACCGGCGGUUUUGCUGGUGGCACGACCGACUGCGAUCUGGACUACUACGAGUGCGGCGGCCUGAACGUCACUGUGGCGAUGUACGAGGCUGUGCUGCACGGCUGCACGACUAAGAACUCCACGCAUUUCCUGUGCAGCUCGCUCGAUGUAUCUUCUGACCAGCGCACUGCUGUGCUUGGAGGUUGCACCCAGAAAUGCUUGGGUGGCGCUGUCGAGGUGAGCGGCGGUCUGUCGUCGGGCGGCGUUGGCGGCGCGGUGGUCGUGACGGGCGGUGCGACGAGCAGCACUGACUCGCAAGGCCGCGGCGGUAAUGUGGAGAUCCGCGGCGGAUCGUCAAGCGCUGGGGAGGGUGGUUCUGUGAUCUUGCUCACCGGCAGAAGUGAUGAUGCAACGAGCGGUGCACUGGUCAUGAGGACCGAAAACAGUGGCACUGCAGGGGCCAGUGGGACAGUCGACAUUGAAACAGGCAAGGCAACUGGCGGCGCUGGGGGUGCAAUCACUGUGACUGUCGGCGAUGGCGACACGGGCACUGGUGGCGCCAUGACGCUGACCGCUGGGAAGACCACUGCGGCAUCGGCAGUUGGUGGUGCUAUGUCACUGACUGCUGGCGAGGGCGCUGGCACCGGCGGCGCCGUGACCAUCACGACAGGUGUCGGCACCGCAACCAACAGCGGCACGAUGACGCUCGCCACUGCUGCUGCAGGCACCAAUGGCAACAGUGGCGCCAUGAGCAUCAAGACCGGUGCUGGUGGUGGCACAACUGGGAACAGUGGCAGCAUUGAGCUUGCCACUGGAGACUCGGCAACAGCUGGUGCGACUGGAGACGUGUCUAUCACCACUGGCGCCGCCACGGGCGGCAACGGCGGCGAUAUCAGCCUGUUGGUGGGCGAGGGCGACACCGGCAACGGCGGCGCCAUGACGCUGACGGCUGGUAAGGCUACCGCGGUCAACGCUUCUGGCGGCGCAGUGGCAAUCACAGCUGGUGCAGCCAAUAACACUGGUGGCGCCGGUGGUGCGAUGUCACUGACUGCAGGCGCGGGCGCUAGCACUGGCGGCGAGGUGACCAUCACGACAGGUGUUGGCACCGCAACCAACAGUGGCGCGAUGACCCUCGCGACUGCUGCUGGAGGCGUAUCUGGCAACAGCGGCAGCGUGAGCAUGAA
Molecule: messenger RNA, 18221 nt
Organism: Micromonas commoda
Lineage: Eukaryota; Viridiplantae; Chlorophyta; Mamiellophyceae; Mamiellales; Mamiellaceae
Exons: 2
Source: RefSeq, a predicted model, not a curated record